AUGCCCGUCCGCUUGACUCGGUGUCAUCUGGCCCAUCAGCUUGCAAAAAAAUGGCAAGGUCAUCUCGAUUCUGGUGAAACACGGCGUCAAAGCUCGCGAAGCUGCCGCCGCCAUGUGGCCGAGAUGCCGCUCAUGCAGCAUCCACAACAAGGGAUCCCAUGCUCCUUUACUCCGAGUACUUACCUCCAGUUCUGGAAUUACCAGGUUCAAGGCUAA
This is a messenger RNA of Colletotrichum higginsianum IMI 349063, 216 nucleotides long. RefSeq lists its product as uncharacterized. The record is from RefSeq and is a predicted model, not a curated record. The transcript has 2 exons. The coding region runs from base 1 to 216 and encodes 71 amino acids. NCBI's taxonomy places the organism in Eukaryota, Fungi, Ascomycota, Sordariomycetes, Glomerellales, Glomerellaceae.